This is a messenger RNA of Ricinus communis (castor bean), 2109 nucleotides long. RefSeq names its product methylcrotonoyl-CoA carboxylase beta chain, mitochondrial. Lineage: Eukaryota; Viridiplantae; Streptophyta; Magnoliopsida; Malpighiales; Euphorbiaceae. The transcript is spliced from 10 exons. Gene Ontology annotation, cellular component: methylcrotonoyl-CoA carboxylase complex; mitochondrion. The coding region runs from base 277 to 2022 and encodes 581 amino acids. The record is from RefSeq and is a predicted model, not a curated record. Gene Ontology annotation, molecular function: methylcrotonoyl-CoA carboxylase activity. Gene Ontology annotation, biological process: L-leucine catabolic process.
ACAAGAGAAAACUAACACCAAAAAGAUUGGCGUAACCAUAGCAAAGUUGGGUUUGGAAAUAGUAAGCCAAAAAAAUAAAAAUUUCUUUAUUUCACCGGUGAUAAGAGUUGGUUUCCAAGAUAAGCAAGAAACAUAAAUAGAAUGGAUAUGGAUUCCACACAAGCAAAAUCAAGCAGUCGGAGACUAUUAUUAAAGUGAGUUGUAGGAACUGGGACAUGAUCAAAUUAUUCAUUUGAGGGAGAAAAUAUUGAGAGAGAGAAAAAUAUUACACAGACAAUGUUGAGGAACGUAUCAAGAAAAGCAGUUUCAGUUUUAACAUCUUCAAGCUUGAACUCAAAUCCAUGGAGGAGAACGAACCCAAUUCAGUUUCUCCAUAAAGAAGGAAACUUUUGUAGCAUGUCAGUCCUUCCUGAUGGCAUCGACCCAAACUCUGAUGGUUUUUUGCGAAACUCCAAUGCUAUGGAUGAACUUAUGUCCCAACUCCAAUCCCAUAUAAAUAAGAUUCUAGCUGGAGGAGGAGAGGCAGUUGUUAAACGGAACAGAAGUAGGAAUAAGCUUUUGCCAAGAGAAAGAAUUGAUAAGCUAAUUGACCCUGGCUCUUCCUUCCUUGAGCUCUCUCAGCUUGCAGGCCAUGAAUUAUAUGAAGAAGCCUUACCAUCUGGGGGGAUAAUAACUGGAAUAGGUCCUGUUCAUGGGCGCCUUUGUAUGUUUGUGGCAAAUGACCCUACUGUUAAGGGAGGAACUUAUUAUCCUAUUACAGUGAAGAAACAUCUUCGGGCACAAGAAAUUGCUGCUCAGUGCAAAUUACCCUGUAUAUAUCUUGUUGAUAGUGGAGGUGCUUUUCUUCCAAAGCAGGCUGAGGUUUUUCCUGACAGGGAAAAUUUUGGCAGAAUUUUCUACAAUCAAGCUGUAAUGUCUGCUGAAGGAAUUCCUCAAAUUGCGCUGGUAUUGGGUUCUUGCACGGCUGGUGGUGCCUAUAUUCCUGCAAUGGCUGAUGAAAGUGUAAUGGUCAAAGAAAAUGCAACUAUAUUUUUAGCUGGACCACCACUUGUAAAGGCUGCUACAGGAGAGGAAGUCUCUGCAGAGGAUUUAGGGGGUGCUGCUCUUCAUUGCAAGACAUCUGGGGUCUCAGACUACUUUGCUCAAGAUGAACUGCAUGGACUUGCUCUUGGGAGGAGCAUUAUCAAGAACUUGAACAUGGCUGGAAAGCAAGGAAUGAUGAAUGGAUUGCAUAAUCUAAAUCUUGAUUUUAAAGAACCAUUAUAUGAUGUAAAGGAGCUCCGAUCUAUUGCUCCAGCAGAUCUUAAGCAGGCCUUUGAUAUCCGCUCAGUUAUUGCUAGAAUUGUUGAUGGCAGUGAAUUUGAUGAAUUCAAGAAAUUGUAUGGAACUACUCUUGUGACAGGGUUUGCUAGAAUUUUUGGCCAACCUGUUGGAAUCAUUGGAAACAAUGGGAUAUUGUUUAAUGAAUCUGCUCUAAAGGGGGCCCACUUUAUUGAGCUAUGCACUCAACGAAACAUUCCUUUGGUCUUCCUUCAGAAUAUAACUGGAUUCAUGGUUGGUUCAAGGUCUGAGGCAAAUGGUAUUGCAAAAUCUGGAGCGAAAAUGGUAAUGGCAGUUUCUUGUGCAAAGGUUCCCAAGGUAACUAUUAUCAUUGGCGGAAGCUUUGGGGCUGGAAACUACGCAAUGUGUGGUCGUGCAUAUAGCCCCAAUUUUAUGUUUCUUUGGCCAAAUGCUAGAAUAUCUGUGAUGGGUGGUGCUCAGGCUGCUGGUGUACUGUCUCAAAUAGAAAUGGCAAACAAGAAAAAGAACGGAAUUCAGUGGACAAAAGAAGAAGAGGAAAGAUUCAAGGCAAAGGUUGUGGAGGCAUACGAGAGAGAAGGAAAUUCUUAUUAUUCCACAGCAAGGCUCUGGGAUGAUGGAAUCAUUGAUCCUGCUGACACAAGGAAAAUCAUAAGUCUUUGCAUCUCUGCUUCCAUGAACCAUCCUUUAGAAGACACCAAAUAUGGUGUAUUUAGAAUGUAAAACAACUUACUUGAUCAACAAAAUUUGCAAAAUGAAAAUGUAUGCAUAUUUUUAUGCAAAUAUAAUAAAAAUAGCACUAUUACUCCA